Homarus americanus (American lobster) is the source of this 777-nucleotide messenger RNA. Its product is annotated as dual specificity testis-specific protein kinase 1-like. The record is from RefSeq and is a predicted model, not a curated record. Gene Ontology annotation, cellular component: nucleus; cytoplasm. Gene Ontology annotation, molecular function: ATP binding; protein serine/threonine kinase activity. The coding region runs from base 1 to 777 and encodes 258 amino acids. Gene Ontology annotation, biological process: mitotic DNA damage checkpoint signaling; protein phosphorylation. NCBI's taxonomy places the organism in Eukaryota, Metazoa, Arthropoda, Malacostraca, Decapoda, Nephropidae. The transcript has a single exon.
AUGGCUUCCCGACCUAUCUCAGAGAGAACUGUCCAGGCCCUGCUGCAGGAUUGCGAGCAGUUCUGUGUCAAUAUGUUUGGCGUGAAUGCUUAUGAAUUCAUUGCCGACCCAACCUGCUGCAGUCGCUUGGGUGAAGGAAUACACGGGAUCUGUAAUAAGGUCCAGGUUUCACAAAGCCAAUGGGUUAUUAAGCUCGCUUCCGAUGAGCUUCAAAAUAUAAACGGUCUGCAACGAGAGAUCGAAGCCAUGUCCUCCCUCCACGGUGUCCCUGGUGUUCAGAAGGUGAUCGGGGUUUGUCCUUGGAAACUCACCAUGAUCACUGAGUUCGCCGGGGAUUCCCUAGAGAAGUAUCUCAAGACCCACACCUGCACCACCGAGGAGUCUCUUCAGAUCGUCCAACAGGUGAGCCGUACACUGGUAGAGGUGAACGCUCGGGGAUGGCUUCACAACGAUCUGAAAAUUGAUAACAUCUGCAUCCAGAAGACCGACAAGGGUAUCCAGACCACUAUCAUUGACUUUGGUCUGGCCACCAAGAUCGGGGGAACCCUUCCAAUUGUCCCAGGAUCAGUGGCAUCAUUCCACACGGCCCCUGAGGUAGUCAAGCGCUUACCACUCACCCCUAAGGCCGAUGUCUACAGCGUCGGCCGCCUGUUGCAGCACCUCGUUCCGCAGUUGAACCGCCUCGACCCUCCCGUAUUGAGUUGGUUGACUCGCUCCGUCAGGAUCAACCCAAACCUGCGAGACUCACUGGAUGAGCUGUUGAAGGUUCUGGGUUGA